Umbelopsis ramanniana AG is the source of this 1496-nucleotide messenger RNA. RefSeq lists its product as uncharacterized. Bases 441 to 1322 code for a protein of 293 amino acids. Gene Ontology annotation, cellular component: membrane. Lineage: Eukaryota; Fungi; Mucoromycota; Umbelopsidomycetes; Umbelopsidales; Umbelopsidaceae. The transcript is spliced from 6 exons. The record is from RefSeq and is a predicted model, not a curated record.
UUAUAGUCGAAAUAUGAAAGGUUCCACUUUGAUCUUCAUGGAUCUCAAAAAUGAAUGUGGCUACCACGAUACUCCGUAAACGAGUUGGGGUUCAGCCAGGAACGAUUGCGCGGACCUGUACGGACAAGAUUGCCGAAGUCGGCGACAAGUCGCUUGAAAAAAAAUCAUAUUUUUCCACUGCCAAGAUAGAGGUUUACCAAUUGAAUCUACCAGUUACAAAAAAUACAAAAAUUUCUUUUCUCCUUUCGGCGCCAAGCUUUAUUGGCCAGUGCUGCGAUGUUGAUAUAACUUCUUUGUUGCUGAUCUUUAAUUUUUCUUGUGCUUUGGUGUAUCCGAACACCGCGACUGUCGCGGUAUAAAUGAUUGAAGAUGUCCACCAAAGCUAAAUCGAACACCCACAAAACUGAAUUUUCCUUUCCUUCUUCUCUUUACUUUUUCCUAUGAAUUCGCAUCUAGAUAUUAUUGCAAAAAGAGCCGCUGCGGCAAAUGGAUGGAGCAACCUUUACCAUUAUGAUCCAAUUAUCCCCGUCGCUAUUGUAGCUGGUGUAUUAUACACACUAGCUUGCAUAGUUGUUGCCUGGCAGACGAGAAAAUACCACAAAAAAUACAUGCACACUGUCACCUGCACCGCAUUUUUCGAGGCGCUUGGUUACUAUAUACGCAUUUACUCUGGAAAGCACACUGGCCUUCUGGGUGCGUAUAUCCCCACUGCUCUGUUACUGCUACUUCCCCCUCUUGUUUUGGCUGUUGCAAGUUAUCGAACUUUGGCUCAUGUUAUGAGAGAAUCUGGUAUUACGACUGGCAAAAAAGCUAUCAAGAUUAUUGAAAGUGCCUUUUUGUACUUGGAUAUUUUGGCCUUCUUCACUCAGGCUGCUGGCUCUGGAAUGUUAGUGUCACAGGGAUUAGCUAACACAGGAAACAAGAUUGCGAUUGCUGGUAUGGCCAUUAGUUGUGUCAACUUCGUCAUUUUUGCUGGUACUAUUGCUGUCAUCCAUCGAGCAGCUCUUCGCGAAGCACCAGUAUUUUAUAAAUCCAACCUCCGGCCGGUCUUCCUAGCUCUUUACUUGAACAUCAUAGGUCUUAUCAUUCGUUCAUUCUAUCGACUUGUUGAGUUCGCUGAUGGAUUUUUUGGCUAUAUCAACACACACGAGGUUUUCUUCUUGUUCUUCGAUACUCUAUUGAUAUUCCUUUGUAUCUGUACCUGGAUUGCAUUUCCUCCUGGAAAGUAUUUGAAAGGAAAUGCGCCUUUGACUCCUCCCAAUGAAAAUGGAGACGACUACUACAACCUUGAGACUCAGAAGGAGGAAGCAUAUGGAGCAUAAACCUGACAUGGUAUGGAUUCUCGAUGUAGUACGUGAACGGUGCGAGAUUAAUAUCAUCCAGUUGAUAUUCUACCGUACUUAACAUCAUUUAGACUUCGACUAGUGUACAUUAUAUGAAAUUCUAUUAUAAACUCUUAAAGACUUGCAUACUAAAUAUUGUUGACUUAGUCACCA